CGGGCGCGAUCAGGGUCAAAGUUCAGAGAUUGUCCCGCGAUGGAUCUCGGCCACCCCUCCUGGGCCCAAGGCGAGGCCAGAAUUCAAAUGACUCUUAUGGUCGCCUGCCAGGCGAGCGUUGACCAAGGCCUGGAGCGAUCGAAGUGCGCCUUUCCUGGAGCUCGUCCUCGCCUGACCGGCCGGAAGCUGCACACUAAGUCGCGAGCUAAGGCCGGAGGGCGGGGCGAGCCGAGCGCCCGGCCCGCCCGCGAGCGUGCUGGAUUCCGCUAGGUGAGGCGCCCGCUGGAGUUGACGUUAGCCAUGGAAACGCCGCCGGUCCCCGACGCCACUGCAGUGAGCUGGUUUUCCCGACCGCCACAGCUUCUCUGCCUCCGCAUUCCGACCGCAGGCAGCCUCCCGGCGGGAACGCCCAACGUGAGUUUACCUGCAAAAAUGUAUUCCCCGGGAUGCCUUCGCGUAGUCUCUUCCCUCGGGUGACUCGAGAGACUGCUGUGUUACAGAAAAGGAUGUGACUUUCAGAAUAAUCCUGAGUGAGAAGGAUGAGUCCAGAUGUUCCUCUGCUGAAUGAUUACAAACAGGACUUCUUUCUGAAGCGCUUUCCACAGACUGUUCUUGGAGGCCCUCGACUCAAAUUAGGCUAUUGUGCCCCUCCUUACAUAUAUGUUAAUCAGAUUAUCCUUUUUUUGAUGCCAUGGGUUUUGGGUGGAAUAGGAACACUUUUGUACCAAUUUGGCAUCCUGGAAGAUUAUUAUACAGCGGCACUUUCAGGUGGACUGAUGCUUUUCACUGCAUUUGUCAUCCAGUUCACAAGUAGAUAUGCCAGAAACAAAUCGGUGACAGUAGAAAGAAUGCUAACCACAAAUAUCUUAGCAGAGGAAGAUGAGCAUGAAUUUACGAGUUGUGCUGGUGCUGAGACCAUCAAAUUUCUAAUUCCUGGCAAAAAGCAUAUAGUCAAUACAGUUUUUCAUUCUGUUCUUGCUGGGUUAGUGUGUGGUCUUGGAACAUGGUAUUUGCUCCCAAAUAGAAUAACACAGCUGUAUGGCAGUGCAGGAGGCACUGUUCUACUAUUUGUCUUUGGAUGGAUGACAUUGUGUAUAGGAGAAUAUUCAUUAAUUGUAAACACAGCUACAGAGACUGCGACUUUCCAAACCCAGGAUACUUAUGAAAUCACUCCUCUUAUGAGACCACUUUAUAUUUUUGUCUUUGUUUCUGUAGAUCUUGCACACAGGUUUAUGGUAAAUAUACCAGUUCUAGAACAAAUGAAUCAGAUUUUACACAUCUUAUUUGUAUUUUUACCCUUUCUGUGGGCACUCGGGACUCUACCCCCACCUGAUGCCCUUUUCUUAUGGGCAAUGGAGCAGGUUUUAGAGUUUGGCCUUGGAGGCUCAUCUAUGUCAACCCACCUACGGUUGUUGAUAAUGUUCAUCAUUUCCUCUGGAACAGUGAUAACAUCAUAUUUCAUCCCCAGCACUGUUGGUGUGGUUCUUUUCAUGACUGGACUUGGGUUCUUACUGAGUCUUAACCUAAGUGAGAUGAGUUUUCUCUUCAGACACAGUGUGACCAAACACAGAGUUGAAACCAAAUCUAAGACUUUACCCAGUGGUUUGGAAAAACAGUAUACUUGGAAGGAAUAUCUUUUCUACAUCAUUGUAUUAGUCUUGGCUCUCUUGGAAACUGGCUUGUUACAUCACUUUGCUGGUUUCUCACAUAUUUCCAAAAGCAGUCCCCAGGCUAUUGUUGGCUAUAUUUUGAUGAUAUUAUUUAUAAUAUUAUGGAUACUUAAAGAAAUUCAAAGUGUCUAUAUCUUUGGAAUUUUCCGGAACCCUUUCUAUCCAAAGGAUGUGCAAACUGUGACUUUAUUCCUAGAGAAGCAAACAAAGCUCGUGAAGAUUGGUGUUGUCAGACGGAUUUUGAUAAAUAUAGUGUCACCUUUUGCUAUGAUAGCAUUUCUUUCAAUGGACAGUUCCUUACAAAGUCUCCACUCUGUGUCUGUCUCCAUUGGAUUCACAAGAGCUUUUAGAAUGGUAUGGCAGAAUACAGAAAAUGCUUUAUUGGAGACAGUCAUUGUAUCAGCAGUGCACUUGUUGAUCUCCAGUACAGACACAUGGUGGAACAGAAGCUUAGACACAGGAAUCAGACUCUUACUGGUUGGUAUCAUGCGUGAUCGUCUGAUUCAGUUUAUCUCUAAAUUACAGUUUGCUGUGACUGUACUUUCGGCAUCCUGGACAGAGAAAAAACGUAGAAAAUCAACCACCACUUUAUGUAUACUCAACAUUGUCUUCUCUCCGUUCAUGUUGCUCUUAAUAGUUUUUUCUACACUACUCUCAUCCCCCUUACUCCCCCUCUUCACCCUUCCUUUGUUCCUGGUGGGGUUUCCUCGACCUGUUCAGAGUUGGCCAGGAGUGGUGGGCACCACAGCCUGCGUGUGUGCAGAUACAGUGUAUUACUACCAGAUGGUCCCAAGUUUGACCACUGCACUGCAGUCUGCAAUGGCAGCUGGAAGUUUAGGUCUCAUCUUACCUGGGUCUCAUUACUUGGGCCGUUUUCAGGAUCGUUUAAUAUGGAUAAUGAUUCUAGAGUGUGGCUAUACUUAUUGCUGCCUUAACAUUAAGGGGUUAGAAUUGCAAGAAACAUCCUGUCAUACUGCUGAAGCUCGAAGAGUUGAUGAAGUUUUUCAGGGUGCCUUUGAACAAGAGGAAUAUGCAAGAGUAUGUUCCAUUAAUGAACACUUUGGAAAUGUCCUGACACCCUGUACUGUUUUGCCUGUGAAACUCUAUUCUGAUGCCAGGAGUGUCUUGUCUGGCAUAAUAGAUUCCCAUGAUAACUUAAAAGAAUUUAAAGGUGACCUUGUUAAAGUACUUGUUUGGAUACUUGUUCAGUACUGUUCCAGAAGAUCCAGCAUGCAGGAGAAUGUUCAAAAAACUGAAAAUAAAGGGAAAGCAUCUCUAAUAAUCCUGCCUGCUUUGAAUUCUUCACCACAACCUGAAUCCCUAGAAGACACAGAUAGUUUAAAUUCAGAAAAUUUGGAUGACUGGUCUGAUGAUAUUUUUGGUGAGGAGCCAACUAUCAAAAAAGGAAAAGAAGAAAAAGAUCAGCUGAAAGUUUUGCCAGUUAUAAAUUUGCCUAUACCAGGAUCAGUAGAAUCACAGAGGGUAGGUAAUCAUUCUACAAGCACAGUCACUGAAAGUAGUCUUUACCAAGCAGUUGUGUUGGGAUACCCUGCUGUUGACAAAGGAGAGCAAGAAGACCGGACAUAUAUCCCUCUCAUGGAGUUCAGUUGUUCUCAUUCUCACUUGUUAAGCUUACCUGAAGAAUGGAUGUCUAACUGUUUGCCUAAUUCCAAAGUGAAGGAGAUGAGAUCGUUAUUUCCAGAAGACUGGUAUCAGUUUGUUUUAAAGCACUUGGAGUGUUUUCAUUCAAAAGAAAAUGCUUCAAGCAUAGUGGAAGAAAUUGCAAAGGACAGAGUAUUGAAAGAAUUUUAUGUUCAUGCAGUAGUGACUUGUUAUUUUAGUUUUGGAGUGGACAAUAUGACUCCUAGUCCUGGUCAUAUAUUGAGAGUUUACAGUGGCGUUUUGCCUUGGUCUGUUGCCUUGGAUUGGCUUACAGAAAAGCCUGAGCUGUUUCAACUAGUCCUGAAAGCUUUCAGGUAUACUCUGAAACUAAUGAUUGAUAAAGCAAGUUUAGGUCCAAUAGAAGACUUUAAAGAGCUGACUGACUGUCUUGAAGAAUAUGAAAGUGACUGGUACAUUGGUUUGGUGUCUGAUGAAAAGUGGAAGGAAGCAAUUUUACAAGAAAAACCAUACUUGUUUUCUCUGGGGUAUGAUCCUAAUAUGGGAGUUUACACAGGGAGAGUACUUACCCUUCAAGAAUUAUUGAUCCAAGUUGGGAAGUUAAAUGCUGAAGCAGUUAGAGGUCAGUGGGCCAAUCUUUCGUGGGAAUUGCUCUACGCCACAAAUGACGAUGAGGAACGUUACAGUAUACAAGCUCAUCCACUACUUUUAAGAAACCUUACAGUACAAGCAGCUGAUCCUCCCCUGGGAUAUCCAAUUUAUUCUUCGAAACCUCUCCAUAUACAUUUGUUUUAGAGCCCACUUUGCCCUGCAAAUGUACUAUCAUCAAGUGAGAUGUUUUUAUUUUUUCAUUCUAGAAAUGUAACAGUGUGAUUCCUCAUAACUUCACUGAACUUCCUUCUCUCCUCCCAAAAGUCAGAUGCCUGAGAAAGCUAAGCUCUAUAAAGCUCAUUUUUUAAGAUAUGCUAAUGGUUUUAAACAACAUCAACUCUAUGCCUAACAUAAAAGUUAGAAGUAGUUGGCCAAUAUUUGUGCCGUAUGGAUUGUGGUGGGCUUUGGUAAAUAUAAAACAUUUGUAUAAGAUUAUAUAAUGAGUUUUUUUAAUGCUUUUUAAGUGUGUGAUAAGUGACUUGACUUGGAGAAGUCAACAGCUGUGUAAUUUUUACAUACUUAAAGGAUAUACAUAUCAGUGUUUUUAAGUAAUGAUAAUGGAUCAUACUGAAGGUUGCAUUAUGUAUCUGUAUUUAUUUAAAAUAUAAUUUAUAGUAUUUUCAAACUUCAUGCUGUUUUAACAUUUAAUACAUUUUCAUUUUCUUUACAUAUACUGCAAUUUAGAAACCUUAAAAUUUUUAAUAAAAGCUUCCCCUUUUUUUUCCUUUUCUUUUUUUUCUAAGUGUCCUUUUUAUAUAUCCAAAAGGAAAAGGGAUCUUCCCAUUCAUCCUGUGAAUACUCACAGGACUAGCAAUAGCAAUGUUAGAGUAAUCUGAUUAUGACUAAUAUUAGAGGCCAUUCUGUCAUCUGCCUCCUUUAUUCCUUUCUUUUCAACUGAAUAUACUGCUUCUGAAGAACUACCAGUUACUUGUGUCCUGAGGUGAACUAAAGGCAGGAAGAGAUGGAGAAAAGUUUUCAGAAUGUGAUUAGGAUUUUCAUUCUUUUACUGCUUAGGAAACUAUUUACAGGUACUUGUAAGGAGGAUGAACAAUGAAUCUACAUCAUUUGAGACAUGAAUUUCCUCUACCCCUUACUUUACUGCCAUCUAUAGCACCCUUUAUUUGAUCUAUAGUGGCGUCCUAGGUUAGUAGUACAGUAAUAUAUUCUCUUUAGAAAUGAUUGAAAUUACUGGAUGUGUACCAAUUAGGUUUUUAUUACUAUUUCAUUUAUUAUGUGGAACAGUUCAAUACAGUAAUGUUAAAGGAUAGCUUUUUAGAUUAAUUUCAAUUAACAAAAUCACAAGAUUUUUGGUGUUAGUCAUUUUGGGGGAAAGCAAUAUCAUUUUGACUGCACAACAUCGAUAGAUACAACGAUUUAUUAGACUACCCCUCCCCCAAAUGGGCAUUUUAAGUUGUUUAAAGAUUUUCACUAUUAUAAUAAUGCCAGGCCAUGCUUUCCCUUUACCUUGCAUUCUUCUCAAGUUUCCUUAUCUUUAUUGACUUUUCAGACCCUUCCAGUCUGGAUUCCUUCUCUACUAUCCCCCCAAAGAAAGUUUUUAUUAAGGUCACUACCUUCAAAUUGUCAAACCAACUACAGCUGAUCUUUGAACAACGUGUAUUUGAACUGUACAGGUCUGCUUGAACAUGGAUAUUUUCCAAUUGUAAAUACUAAGGUAUUGCACAGUUCAAAGUUGAUUGAAUCCACAGAUGAGAAGCUAUUUUGCCCUCACCAACAGCCAUCUGUUCUCUGUAUCUGUGUCUGUUUUUGUUUUAUUUUUUAGAUCCCACAUAUAAGUGAGAUCAUGUGGUAUUGGUGUUUUAUUUCAUUUAGCAUAACAGCCUCUAGAUCCAUCCAAGUUAUCCCAAGUGGUAGGAUUUUGUUUAAUGACUGAGUAAUGGUUCAUUUUAUAUGUAUAUAUAAUAAACAUCUUUAUCUAUUCAUCAGUUGA
This is a messenger RNA of Phacochoerus africanus (Common warthog), 5889 nucleotides long. RefSeq names its product pecanex 4 (gene PCNX4). Gene Ontology annotation, cellular component: membrane. The record is from RefSeq and is a predicted model, not a curated record. Lineage: Eukaryota; Metazoa; Chordata; Mammalia; Artiodactyla; Suidae.